AUGGGUAGAGGGAAAAGGCUAAUGUCUAAGAAGGCAACAGGAGACUGUCCAAAUCGGUGUGUGCAUCCACACACAUCUCCAAUCACUGCUACAACCACAUCUCCACACACAUCUCCAACCACAUCUCCAACCACAUCUCCAACCACAUCUCCAACCACAUCUCCAACCACAUCUCCAACCACAUCUCCAACCACAUCUCCAACCACUGCUACAACCACAUCUCCAACCACAUCUCCAACCACAACUCCAACCACUGCUACAACCACAUCUCCAACCACAUCUCCAACCACAUCUCCAACCACAUCUCCAACCACUGCUACAACCACAUCUCCAACCACAUCUCCAAACACUGCUACAACCGCAUCUCCAACCACAACUCCAACCACAUCUCCAACCACAUCUCCAACCACAUCUCCAACCACAUCUCCAACCACAUCUCCAACCACUGCUACAACCACAUCUCCAACCACAUCUCCAACCACAACUCCAACCACUGCUACAACCACAUCUCCAACCACAUCUCCAACCACAUCUCCAACCACAUCUCCAACCACUGCUACAACCACAUCUCCAACCACAUCUCCAAACACUGCUACAACCGCAUCUCCAACCACAACUCCAACCACAUCUCCAACCACAUCUCCAACCACAUCUCCAACCACAUCUCCAACCACAUCUCUAAACACUGCUACAACCACAUCUCCAACCACAUCUCUAAACACUGCUACAACCACAUCCCCAACCACAUCUCUAAACACUGCUACAACCACAUCUCCAACCACAUCUCCAACCACUGCUUCAACCACAUCUCCAACCACAUCUCCAACCACACCUCCAACCACAUUUCCACACACAUCUCCAACCACAUCUCCAACCACAUCUCCAACCACAUCUCCAACCACAUCUCCAACCACAUCUCCAACCACAUCUCCAACCACAUCUCCAACCACUGCUACAACCACAUCUCCAACCACAUCUCCAAACACUGCCUCAACCACAUCUCCAACCACAUCUCCAACCACAUCUCCAACCACUGCUACAACCACAUCUCCAACCAUAUCUCCAACCACAUCUCCACACACAUCUCCAACCACAUCUCCAACCACAUCUCCAACCACAUCUCUAAACACUGCUACAACCACAUCUCCAACCACACCUCUAAACACUGCUACAACCAUAUCUUCAACCACAUCUCCAACCACAUCUCCAACCACAUCUCCAACCACAUCUCCAACCACUGCUACAACCACAUCUCCAACCACUGCUACAACCACAUCUCCAACCACAUCUCCACACACAUCUCCAACCACAUCUCCAACCAUAUCUCCAACCACAUCUCCAUUCACAUCUCCAACCACAACUCACAGCAAAAUAUAA
Physella acuta is the source of this 1377-nucleotide messenger RNA. RefSeq names its product mucin-2-like. The record is from RefSeq and is a predicted model, not a curated record. NCBI's taxonomy places the organism in Eukaryota, Metazoa, Mollusca, Gastropoda, Physidae.